Messenger RNA from Amoebophrya sp. A25, 877 nucleotides. Lineage: Eukaryota; Dinophyceae; Syndiniales; Amoebophryaceae. The record is from the annotation of a GenBank genome assembly.
GUCCUUUCAGCGAUGCAAAUCGAUAUUGUGGUGCAAGAGAUGGGCGUCAAAUUCAUUGGAGAACCCGAGAUCGAUCCGAAAUUACCACCAGAAGAACAGAGAAUGGCGGGAUUGAAAAGUAUGGCAGAGAGUCUGAUUCAGAACGGGUAUUUUGGUAGAUCUGAUUCAGAACGGGUAUUUAUUAGUAGAUCUGAUUCACAACAUUGCGGUAGAUCAUCAUAGCGGGUUCUUGUUGUAUGUCUGGACGUACUCCGAAAAUCCAACAUCAGGCUUGUGUUCACUAUUAUAUGUUCCACUGCCUUUUUCAUUUCCCAAAACCUCCGGUUCUACACUUCGCCGCAAAGACACAAAGCCAAAGUCACAUCUGUCCGUGCCACAGACCGGUACGAAGACGACGUGAAAAGCGGCAUGACAGUCGGAUUUUCCAUCGACCAGUUGACCUUGCGAAGGAAAGUGCCAACGAUUUGUGCCACUAUUCAGGUGAUCAACCACUACGGCACCGACUACUGCGAUCCGCGCUACGACUCGUAUUUGACGCUGUUUAAGCCCAUCAAUUGGGAAGAGGAGGACGACGAUGACCCAGUCAAGAUGGAAGAACUGUUGGCAGUGUGGCAUAAACAGGUGUAUGGAUUUUUCGUCACGGAGCUGGGAGGAUUGGUAUAUUGAUCGAUUUUUGGCCGGUACGAAUUUAUUCAGUUCGGUUCUUUGAUCGAUUUUUGGACGGUAUAAAUUUAGAAGCUGUUCUAAGGAAUGCAAGGUCAUAGCUCGUGAUAGUAUGCAUGAUCUGUAUCCAUCAAAUCGAAUAUCCUUCAUGUGGUCUCUCUCGACAAUCCUCUUCCAGCUAACCGAGCGAACUGGUACCUAUGAGAUCGUGCAG